AUGUCGUCAACAAUAGAAGUGCGAUGUAGCACACACCCUGAAACCCAGCUACCCAGACGUGUCAGCAAAUCAGUCAAGAACCCAGAUCGUGCAUACUACAAAUGCGCCAUCGACCCUUGUAAAUUCUUUAAAUGGGAGGAUGAAAUAGUUGGUCUAGGCUCUCCUUUUUCUUCACAGAAUACAUCCUCCCAAAAUAUGUCUCCACCAACAACACCCAGUCGGAAAAGAGUUGCCGAGUCGGAGUUGGGACCUCCGGCUAAACGGCAGUCUUCAAUUCGUUCUCCGGCCGCUCAAGCUCGUCGCGACGCCAUAAUGCGCGCGACCGGCCAUCAGACUGCCAGUGACCCCCAUUCAGCGCUAUCACCUAGUCCUGCUCCCAACAACAACACUCUACCAAGCUGGGUUCCUCCCCGCUCUCAGUCUAUGUCAUCUCCCACGGUACCCCGCACGGAAGGAAAUAGUGCUAAUGUGUCGCCUCACCAGCCUGAAUCUGACUUUUCGGAAGCAGAAUCUGGUCGAAGCCGCGGCAACUAUUCCGAGACAAUUAUGGAAGACUUGGUGCCGUCGGGGAGUGAUAUUGCGUCCGACAGUUCUGAGCUAGUGGCGUCGUUCACGGUUACAAAGCGCUCAUCUACCGACGAUUCCAGCUUGAUGACAGCUACACACAUCCGGUCUCUCGAAAGAAGUCUCAAAGCGGCGGAAAUGUUGAACGAAGCAUAUUUGUUCAACAUCCAAUGUCUAAAGGAGGAAAUCGCAGAGCUCAAGCAGCGACUAGGAGAAGGUCCAUAA
Messenger RNA from Mycena indigotica, 789 nucleotides. Its product is annotated as zf-GRF domain-containing protein. Lineage: Eukaryota; Fungi; Basidiomycota; Agaricomycetes; Agaricales; Mycenaceae. Gene Ontology annotation, molecular function: zinc ion binding. The transcript has 6 exons. The coding region runs from base 1 to 789 and encodes 262 amino acids. The record is from RefSeq and is a predicted model, not a curated record.